Molecule: messenger RNA, 417 nt
Organism: Ostertagia ostertagi
Lineage: Eukaryota; Metazoa; Nematoda; Chromadorea; Rhabditida; Trichostrongylidae
Source: the annotation of a GenBank genome assembly
AUGCCGAGCACACGAAGAAGAAGUAAAACUCCUUGUCCUGACGAAGCUCAACAACCCGAACCCGUCGCUGAUGACGCUACUGCUGAGAGACUCCAGGGAGGCAAGGCUCGACGAGGAGGUCGUCGUCGCAGAAAGUCGAGCUCCCGUGGCCACAGCAGACGACGACGUUCCCGGAUCGCGACGCUCGAGAAGAUCCCGCAGCCGAUCGAGGUCUCGCCGCUCGAGAUCAAAGACGUAGAAGAAGAUCGAGGAGAUCGCGCUCACGAUCUGGAAGAAGCCGUAGCCGAUCCCGCAGAAGGUCCUCGAGAAAAAGCCGACGAUCACGAAAGCAUGCUUCCAGUCGCAGGUCGCGCAGGCACAGAGCUGGAGGAGCUGCUCGAAAUCCACGCCGUCGUGAUUCAAAGGGAAGAUUCGUGA